AUGACACAAGCACCACAGAAAGCACAAGAGCGUCUUGCUCAGAUUGGAAACCACCUCGGUGGUAGCCCAGACUCUGGCUCUGGCUCUGGCUCUGGCUCUGGCUCUGGCGGUAAAGGAAAGUCGAGUGUGCUUGAGAAGCAUGCUGAUGAUGUCGUCGUUACCUGCGCCCUCCGAACACCCAUCACCAAGGGUGGCAAGGGUGGCUUCAAGGACACCCAGAGCGCCGAUCUCCUCCACGGCGCCUUCAAGGCUCUCAUUGAGCGCUCUGGUAUCGACCCCAAGCUCGUUGAAGACAUCGCCGUUGGUACUGUCCUCGCCCCAGGCGGCGGAGCCACAGAGUUCCGUGCAGCCGCCCUCGCAGCCGGCUUCCCCGUUACCGCGGCUGUCAAGAGCCUGAACAGGCAAUGCUCGUCUGGUCUGCAAGCCUGCGUCGACAUCGCAAAUGCCAUCAAGAGCGGCAUGAUCGAGAUCGGCGUUGGUGCUGGCUCGGAGAGCAUGUCUACACAAUACGGCCCCAAUGCUGUUAGCGAGCUCAGCGAGCUCCUUGAGAGCAACAAGGAGGCCGCCAACUGCAAAGUGCCCAUGGGUGUGCUGUCUGAAAAGAUGGCCAAGGACAAGAAGAUCACACGCGCGGACCAGGAUGCGUUUGCCGCAAAGUCGUUCCAGAAGGCUGUCGAGGCGCAGAAGCAGGGUCUCUUCGAUGAGGAGAUUGCUCCUUUGACCGUCAAGUGGACUGACCCCAAGACCGAUGAGGAGAAGACCAUCACUGUCUCCAAGGACGACGGUGUCCGUGAGGGCAUCACCGCCGAGUCUCUGGGUAAGAUCCGUGCUGCUUUCGCAAAGGACGGCUCCAUCCACGCUGGCAACGCGUCGCAGAUUUCCGAUGGCGCCGCCGCCGUUCUGCUGAUGAAGCGCAGCACCGCUGAACGCCUCGGCCAGAAGAUCAUCGGCAAGUUCGUCCAGGCAUCCAUCGUCGGCGUUCCCCCUCUACUCAUGGGCGUCGGUCCCGCUGCUGCCAUUCCCGUUGUCCUCGAGAAGACGGGCCUGAACAAGGAUGAAGUCGACAUCUACGAGAUCAACGAGGCGUUUGCUAGUCAAUGUCUGUUCUGCAUCAACGAGCUGGGCCUCGAUCAGAAGAAGAUCAACCCCAAGGGCGGCGCCAUUGCGUUCGGCCACCCGCUGGGUGUCACAGGCGCAAGGCAGGUCAGCACACUGCUGACCGAGCUGAGGAGGACGAAGCAGAAGAUUGGUGUCACGAGCAUGUGCAUUGGCACCGGUAUGGGUAUGGCUGCUGUUUGGGUCGCCGAGUAA
Molecule: messenger RNA, 1311 nt
Organism: Ascochyta rabiei
Lineage: Eukaryota; Fungi; Ascomycota; Dothideomycetes; Pleosporales; Didymellaceae
Product: Acetyl-CoA C-acyltransferase
Exons: 3
Coding region: 1-1311 (436 amino acids)
Biological process (GO): phenylacetate catabolic process; fatty acid beta-oxidation
Cellular component (GO): peroxisome
Molecular function (GO): acetyl-CoA C-acyltransferase activity
Source: RefSeq, a predicted model, not a curated record